AGAUGGGUAGGGUUAUUCGAAGCCAGCGUAAGGGUGCCGGAGGUGUUUUCAAAGCGCAUACCAAACAUCGUAAAGGAGCUGCUAGGUUGCGUCCAAAUGAUUUCGCUGAACGACAUGGUUAUAUUCGCGGUGUCGUUAAAGAAAUAAUUCAUGAUCCGGGUCGUGGCGCUCCGUUAGCCAAAGUGUCCUUCAGAGAUGUAUAUUCAUACAAGUUGAUCAAGCAAACAUUUAUCGCGGCGGAAGGCUUGCAUACUGGACAGUUCGUGUACUGUGGUAAAAAAGCCAAACUUCAGGUAGGGUUGUUGUAUUUUACUAUUAACAUCAGAUUGGCAACAUCCUCCCAAUAGGUGCAAUGCCUGAAGGAACCGUGGUUUGCAAUCUGGAGGAGAAGUGUGGUGAUCGUGGGAGGUUAGCUCGUGCAAGUGGGAAUUAUGCCACUGUUGUCGCUCACAAUCCCGACACUAAACGAACUCGUGUCAAACUACCAUCAGGUGCAAAAAAAGUUUUGCCAUCGACUUGCCGUGCCAUGGUAGGUCUUGUUGCUGGCGGUGGUCGGGUAGACAAGCCCAUUUUAAAAGCAGGUCGAGCCUAUCAUAAGUAUAAAGCUAAAAGGCAUUGUUGGCCCACAGUCAGAGGUGUUGCCAUGAACGUAAGUUUCUUUAGUAAUAUCGCAACCUUGAUAAUUGUGUUUAUGCUCGAAACAUCCUCAGGUUUUGCUCCUAGAUUUUGUGACGCUACAUUGACGUCAGAUUUCAAGUCCGGGCAAUUAAGAUCGACAUGCUUAAAGUACAGUCGCCAUAAAUGUCAAUUCUCGCUUGGUUAGCUUUUUCCACAACUUUGUUUAACAGUAGAAACUGAGCGUCUAUAUUGUGCCUCUAAUUAGUGUUGGUGCAUGCCGAUGAAUUAUUCUGUUUGAUAAACUUGUGGACAAACUCGGACACUAGUCAAUAAUCUUGAUAUCUACGUACAAUUAUCCCACUUUGGUGUUUCUAUAUAUUUGAAU
Schistosoma haematobium is the source of this 1003-nucleotide messenger RNA. Its product is annotated as 60S ribosomal protein L8, variant 3. The record is from RefSeq and is a predicted model, not a curated record. Gene Ontology annotation, molecular function: RNA binding; structural constituent of ribosome. The transcript has a single exon. Gene Ontology annotation, biological process: cytoplasmic translation. Bases 353 to 823 code for a protein of 156 amino acids. Gene Ontology annotation, cellular component: ribosome; cytosolic large ribosomal subunit. Lineage: Eukaryota; Metazoa; Platyhelminthes; Trematoda; Strigeidida; Schistosomatidae.